Oncorhynchus kisutch (coho salmon) is the source of this 1476-nucleotide messenger RNA. Its product is annotated as trace amine-associated receptor 13c-like. Gene Ontology annotation, cellular component: membrane. The transcript has a single exon. Lineage: Eukaryota; Metazoa; Chordata; Actinopteri; Salmoniformes; Salmonidae. The record is from RefSeq and is a predicted model, not a curated record. The coding region runs from base 45 to 1010 and encodes 321 amino acids. Gene Ontology annotation, biological process: G protein-coupled receptor signaling pathway. Gene Ontology annotation, molecular function: trace-amine receptor activity.
ACCAAGCAGGAGCAGGACCUCAGCAUUUUUACUUUUUAAUACAAAUGGAGAAACAUGAAGAUAUUCAAUACUGUUUUCAGGACAGAAACUCUUCUUGCAGAAAGGCUUUGCUAUCAACAUCUAUCUACAUAACACUGUACAUCUUCUUCUCAUUGAUUUCAGCAGUUACAGUAUUUUUGAACGUACUGGUGAUCAUCUCCAUCUCUCACUUCAAGCAGCUCCACACUCCAACCAACCUGCUCAUCUUCUCUCUGGCUGUGUCAGAUCUCCUGGUUGGACUGAUUGUGAUACCAGUAGUGACUGUAGCAAUAAUGGAAUCAUGCUGGGGUUUUGGGGAAUAUUUCUGUGCGUUUCAAUUCUACAUCUCUUUUUUAUGUACUUCCUUAUCUCUGGGUAAUUUGGUCCUUAUAUCUAUUGACCGCUAUGUUGCUGUGUGUGAUCCCUUAUUGUACCACUCUAGAAUAACAAUAAGAAGAAUGAUGUGUUUUAUUUCCAUUACCUGGUGCUGUUGUAUCAUAUAUGAUGCUGUCAUUAUAAAAAACGUUGUAAAUGUACAGACACCCGGUAGGUGUUUGAAAGAAUGUUUUAUUGUUGAAGGAAAAACCUGGGUUAAUAAUAUAAUUUACAUUGCAAUUACAAUGGCUGUCCCGUGCUCUAUUAUUAUAACACUUUACAUGAAAAUCUUUUUGGUGGCCAGAUCACAGGCCAGAAAGGUAUUUUCAAAACAGGCUGCCAGUGUGUCUGGUGUUAAAACUGUACAGGCAAAUAAGUCUGAGAGAAAAGCAGCAAAAACUCUAGGUAUUGUUGUUGUCAACUAUUUCAUUUGUUGGAUUCCAUCUUUAUUUGUUUACUUUUUUUCCUCUUUUUUAAUUGAAAUUUUCUCAUCAUAUUUCAUCAGCUUUCUGCCACUUGUUAAUUCCUUAAUUAAUCCAAUAAUUUAUGCUUUCUUUUAUCCUUGGUUCAAAGUGACAGCUAAACUUAUUUUAACUCUGAAGUUAAGGCGUUCAUAGUUCCUACGUUUUAUUCCAACAUUUGACUAACAUAGAUUUGCCAUAGUUAUGUAAUACAAUUGUUGUAAUUGCUUCUUUCAUGUAACAAUACACUGACGUGACUUAUCUCAGUGUUUUCAUCAUAGGUACAUGUGGUGUUGAUACAGAAUGAUUUGGCUGGAUUGAAUUGGAGAACGCAUAAGAAGGGAUAAGCUUUUUUGAAAUAAAAGACAUUAGUCAUUUUGGGUUGUAUAUUUGAAAUACCAAAGCCUGUGUUUGUCUCCUAAAAGUAUAUUCUGACGAGGUUAUGAGUCAUUCUAUAUCUUGUUUAACAUCACCAUCUAGUGGCUGAAUUGGGACACAAUGCCUUUAACAAGUGUAUUGAAGUUGAAUUGUUCAAUAUUGCACAAUAUCAGAUAAUGUCCAAGUCCAUCUCAAUGGUGUAUUGUGUAAGUAGUUGAGGGUAAAAUGCGAGAAUAUACAAUUA